Phycomyces blakesleeanus NRRL 1555(-) is the source of this 2985-nucleotide messenger RNA. RefSeq lists its product as hypothetical. The record is from RefSeq and is a predicted model, not a curated record. Bases 1 to 2985 code for a protein of 994 amino acids. Lineage: Eukaryota; Fungi; Mucoromycota; Mucoromycetes; Mucorales; Phycomycetaceae. Gene Ontology annotation, biological process: malate transport. The transcript has 4 exons.
AUGUUGGGGAUGAAGUUGGUCCAAUCGACCAAAUCGCUGUUUGUUGGAAAAAAAGAACUUUGGAAGAAAAUAAUCAAAUGCACUAUAGCCUAUGAAAUUGGAACUAUCCUGGUACUCAUUCCACGAGUCAGCCCUCAUUUAGGGGCCGUACCUUACCUAUUACCUCUCGGUACUCUAUUCUUCAACCCAAGUGGAACUACCGGUAAUCAAUGUAUUGAAAUGCUUCUCAACAUCGGAAUGAUGAUCAUUCCUGCGAUCUGGUCUGCCGUUCUGGUUUAUCUUUGCACACUCUAUAACAGAGCUCGCCUAAAUGGCCACGAAGAACUAUACAGCAAUGGUGCAGGCGUGAUAGCCGGUAUAGGAUUUGGUAUCAGUAUGAUGGGUGUUGCAUACUAUCGUCUCAAGUAUCCACGGCUAUAUAUCCCGGCCUUUCAAGGAUUUACCACCCCGAUGUUUGCAUUGACAAAAGGGAUUUACGAAACCUCUUUUAAUAUAAUGUCUAUUGUCGGUAUCUUUUAUCCUAUAAUUAUGGGAGGUGCCCUAGCUCUGCUUAUCAACAUUGUUCUCUGGCCUGCAACAGCAUCAAAAUCGUUUGAAACAUCUCUUGAAGACGUCCUGUGUUCGAUUAAUCAGAUUCUUGAUUUUGUACACACUGAUAUGUUAAAGAAUGACGACACAGGAAUCAUGGCAGGUGAUCUAGAGCUGGCCAGAAAACUUUCGACAAUGAGUAGCAAACUUCAAGCAGAGAUGACAAAAAUGAAUAAAGCCUGGUCCGAAGCAAAGUACGAGGUAGUCGUAUCUCACUUCUACCCUCGAUGGUAUAAAGAGACAGUUCAUUCCGUCGAAGCCCUUUGUCAAAACAUGCUAGGUUUCUCAUUAGCAAUCGAAAAAGAAGCCCGGAUUAUGUUGGAUAUCAAGAUUUCCCGUCAACUGGAAGAGUCCUACAGAGGUAUAGACGACGAGAAAAUAGCUGAAUAUAAUACUCUACGCCAACGUCAGCCUGGAGUCAAUAAUUUGAAUGCUUACUCUACUCAUAUGACGAACUCAUUAUCUGCAUCCCACCCGAUCAAGUACCUUCAUAUCAUACAUCUUCAAAAUCUAAUCCAGCCAGAACUCAAGCAAUUUCUUCGGGCGUGCAAAAAUAUUAUGGAAGACAUCAGAGUUAAGAUGGCAGAGCGCAAGGCUAUACCAGGAUAUCGUACACAAUCAAAGAACUCUCUAUCUGCACGCACUUCGCCAGAAUUCCUUCAAGGGACCGAAAGCGUUUGUAGUCUUGACAAAGCCUUGGGAGAUAUCAAGGCAACUUAUAUAUUGUUACAUCGCGAGUUCAAAGAUCGCAGUAUGACACCAAUGGAAGAACAUUACUUGGUAUACACCAUUGUAUUUACUUUAAUAGAAUUUGGUAAAGAAAUGAAAAAUUUGGAAGUUUUUGUGGAUGAACUACUGGGACACAGAAAACCGGGAAGCUGGUCUCGUUUAUUUUUUCCGAGAGUUCCACUAAAAAAAUGGCUUUCCAGGGGAGGCAAUGACAACAAGGGUGAGCAUGAUCCAAGCGAACAGACUUUAUUCAGCAAAGAGCUCGAGCGUGUAGAGACAAGGCCAGGGUUACGGUCAGAGGCCUCUAGUACUUCAGAACUUAGAGAUACUUUAGAUCUUACCAAUCGAAGAGAAUCGAACUCAUCACUAGAGAGCAACUAUGGAGAUUUCGCAGAUGAAGAAUACCCACUUCAGAAUGCACCUGGAAAGCAUGUGUGGAAUCAAUGGUUGCGCUCGCUUUUUGAUUUCUUUGAAUCUGGACCUACACGCUACGCCAUAAAAUAUGGCCUGGUCACUGAAAUACUGGCUUUAAUGGCAUGGUUGCCAAUACCAGGUGUUAACCAGCUUUAUAAUGAAAACCACGGUCAAUGGGCACUUUUAUCGGCCAUGGUAGUAUUCAAUUAUACAGUAGGGUCAACAAUGCAGCAGUGCUUUUAUAGAAUUAUUGCCACUAUUCUUGGGGCAGUCUGUGGAUAUAUUGCUCUGUUGGCCGGAAAUCGCAAUGAGAACCCGUAUGUUAUUGCUGUCCUCGUGCUCGUCUUCCAAAUUCCGCUUUGGUACUUCUUACUUGGAUCAGCCUAUCCGCGCAUUGGUUUCAUAUCAUUACUCACAUUGAGCGUCAUUGUGUCCACAGGGUAUUCCAACAAUACAAACGAGUCACUAUUUGAUCCGGUGUGGAAGAGAACUGUUACUUCUAUUAUUGCCGUUUUGGUUGUCAUGAUCGUUGAUAAUUUGUUCUGGCCUGUUUGGGCACGUGAAGUUAUGCGCAAACAACUGGCUGCCCUCCUUAACGAGACGGGAAUUCAGUACUCCAAAGUAGCUUCACUUGUGUGCCAAGAAAAUACGUCUUCUUAUCGCUACCAAUCAACCCUGGCCGACACCACUACACAAAGCAAACGUCUUUGGGCACAACUUCAAUCAGCGCGAGCAAUGCUUCAGUUGUCUUGUACGGAGCCCCGAGUAAGCAAGGCUCCGUUCCCGAUAGAAUCUUAUCAAAAGAUUAUCGAACAUGAACAGAAGAUACUCUACUGGAUCAACCAUAUGAUGAGAGCUCAAAAACUCAUUAGACCUGAAGUACGAAAAGGGAUAAUGAAUCCUAUGAAUCCUCAUCGCAAGAUAAUGGCAUCUAUAGUCCAUUUAUAUUUAUUCACUCUUUCUGGAUCUUUGGGUACAAAGUCAGCUUUGCCAGCUUCGCUUCCAUCUGCAGAAGAAGCAAGACGGAAGUUACAACAGCGUCAGGCGGAACUGUGGAAGGAGCAGUAUGAUACACUUUAUUCUAUGGAUACUCCAAAAUCACAUACUGAGUGUGAUAUGAUGGUCUAUUGGCAUACAUAUGCAGCUGGAUCUGUAGAAGUUGUAAUGGAACAAGAAGCUAUCGGUUCUGUGGUAGCGAAGCUGAUGGGUCAGCACAUAUUCAGGGCAGCUACCAAGGAUUGGAUAGAAACAUAA